This is a messenger RNA of Kickxella alabastrina, 6677 nucleotides long. RefSeq lists its product as uncharacterized. The coding region runs from base 281 to 6445 and encodes 2054 amino acids. The transcript has a single exon. The record is from RefSeq and is a predicted model, not a curated record. Gene Ontology annotation, molecular function: calcium-activated cation channel activity. Gene Ontology annotation, cellular component: plasma membrane. Lineage: Eukaryota; Fungi; Kickxellomycota; Kickxellomycetes; Kickxellales; Kickxellaceae.
CUUUUCUUUGGUACUUUUAAUUAUUUUAAUUAUUUUUUAGCAGUGUAUGUGUUGAUUUUCCAUUUAAUAUCUAUUCGCCUUUUAUCCUUGCAAUUCGCCUAUGUUGCAGUAUUCCACCAAUCCAUUCAACAACCUCUUUAUAUUGUAUUCCAGCGCCUUCCACCUACACAAACACAUAUAGAAACGCACUUUCUCACUCAUUAGAUCGUUAUAUCGUUAUAUCGUUAUAUCAUUGUGUCAUUGUGUCAUUGUGUCAUUGUAUUUUUUGCACUUAUAUAGCAUGUCGCUUGUGACAUCGCUGUUCGCAAAGGCCAAGGCAGACAUCAACGACAUAUUCGAUCCGUCCAAAGUCCCCGGCUCUAGCGUCUACACAGCAUCCAAUGGCACCGACCUGGGAAUGCAAGCGAUAUUCGCUGCAUCCUUCUUCACAGUCUUCAUACUUCUCUUCAGCGCACUGCGGCUCCGAUGGCCAUACAUAUUCUCGCCACGAACGCGAUUGACAAUCACAGCACCCCCCUUCCUGUCAAAGCGCUUUUUCGGCUGGUUGCUGGCUACAAUGCACACGCCGGAAACCCACAUUCUGAACACUCUGGGGCUGGACUCGGUCAUUUUUUUGCGCUUCUAUAAGAUGUGCAUGAGGCUGCUUUUGGACGUUGCGUUUUUUUCGAUUGUCAUCAUUUGGCCGCUGAAUAUCCGCUGGUCAAAGGCCAAUUUGAACCCGCAGACGAACGGAAAUAAUGCCUCUGCAGGCACCGACAGCGACGGCAACUUGGAUAUUACACUGACGUACUCGGUCACCGACUAUUUGUUCAACCUGACGCUUAAUACCUCGGAUCCGAAGCAGAAAUGGUACCUUGUGCCGCACAUAGUCUUCGCCUAUAUAUUCUCAGGCCUCGCCUACUACCACAUCUCAAAGUUCAGUUCGCGCUGGGCCUCGCUGCGGUGGCAUUUCCUAAUGCAGUCCAGACACGCGCGCGUCUCGCGCACAGUCAUGCUCACAGGAGUACCCAGGCACCUGGCCAGUAGUCCGAGGGAGCUCGAGUGGUUCUGUGGGCCCGGGCUGCAGCUCGGGAAGGUCGAGCAGGUUCGUGUAUGCCCGUUCAACACAAGGCUGACUAGCAGUGUGCGCGAGCGCGCAAAGUACUUAGUGCGCCUUGAGCAGGCAUAUAUGAGGCUCCUGGGAAACCCAUGUAUGCAUCCGGAGUAUGACCCUGAGAAGCUCUAUGGGCUGGCGAUGGACCACUCGGAGGGUGCGCGCGAGGCUGAGCGUGCGCUUUUGGGCGAGUGGGCCAAGCCAUCGAGGCAGAAAAAGGGUGCAAAGUCGAGAAAGUGCAGUCGACCGGCAGCAGCAGAGUCGCCGUCGACAUUAUCCUCUGCUAGUCCAGAGACCGACGUUGGCGUGGUUGCCACUGAGCAUAAGCAGCAGCAGCAGGAGUAUGGAGAGAACCCGGGUGAUUCGGACGCGGCUGGAGUUCGCCGGCCCAUGGUCUGGGUCCGAUCGGAGCCUCGCCGCUUUUGGCGGCCAUGGGAGCGCGUCGACGCCAUUGAUCACUGGCGCACCAAGUUUUUAGCCGCCGACCGCGACUUCCAGCAGCUCCGCGACAGCCUAACAGCAGCUACUGGAACCGGGUCCAGCACCGACACGGCAGCCGCAGCCGCCAUAUCAGACAACGCCAUCUACGGGCAGUCGACCACAGCCUUUGUCACGUUCGAGGAUGCCGCGUCGGCGCACAUGAUGACGCAGCUGUCGUGCUACCCGAACCCAGGCUUCAUGAAGGCCAAGCUGGCGCCUGAGCCGCGUGGCGUCUACUGGGCGAACGUGUGGAUAUCGAAUCGCCGCAAGUGGGCCGGCCUGAUAGUCAAGUGGCUUUUGAUAUUUGUCAUUUGGGCAUUCUGGAGCGUUCCGGUGAUUCUGUUCUCGUCACUGCUAACGCCGGCAUCCCUGGCCCGGAUUUUCCCGACGCUGCUGGACUCACACCACAAGCUUCUGCGCUCCUUCCUGUCAUCCACCGUGCCGUCUGUCUUCCUGCUGCUGUUUCUGAACAUGCUGCCAUGGAUCCUUAAGCAAGUGCACUUUGCCACGGGCGUGCGCACAAAGCCUGAUAUCGACUACUCGGUGAUGACCAAGAUGUGGGCGUUUCUGGUGUUCAACGUUAUCCUGGUCUUUGGGUUCUCGGGCACUUUCUGGGACCAGAUCCUCAAUGUUGUGAACAAGCCCAGCACGGUUAUGCAGAACCUGGCAUCGAAUAUCCCGCGCGUCGGCACGUUCUUUACUGGGUACAUUCUGGUGCUGGGCGUUGGCUACCAGCCGUUUAAGCUGUUGCAGCUGCGCCCGGUCAUCUGGCACAUUGGGCGCCAGUGGCUGUGCAACACGCCACGGGACUAUGCACGGCUGGUAUCACCGGUGUACAUUGACUGGUACUCCGUGUAUCCGUACCCGCUGCUUGUUUUUGGCAUCGCCAUGGUGUACUCGACCUUCUCACCGCCCGUCGUGCUUGGCGCCGUCAUCUACUUUGUCAUUGGCUAUCCUGUGAUGAAAUACCUGCUUCUAUACGUGUACUUCCACCCGUUCGAGACCGCUGGCAUGGCGUGGCCGAAGGUAUGCCGCCGGAUGAUUUUUUCGAUAAUCCUGUACCAGGUUGUCAUCCUCACGUUUGUCGUUGUCAAGGGUGGCGGCUGGUUCACCUUCAGUAUGGUGCCAAUUAUUGUGCUGUACUUGUGGUUCUUUUACUACGUCGGCUGGUCGCUCGAGAAGCAAGGCACCGUGCUUCCUGUGUAUUUGUGGCGCAACCCGCCACCCAAUAGCGCAUACCCGCUGCCGCCGGACUCGAUGGAUUUUGACGAUGAAGACAAGAACUUGUUUACUCAACCGCUCCUCAUGAACCACGCGUACGACACGUCCACGCACCCUGUCUCGCAGGCCAACCCGGGUGCCUCCGCCCUACACAGGCUUUCGGGUGGUGGUGGCGGCGGCGGCAGAUCCUAUACCGCUGACUUUGACAGCCACCGUGCUCAUGACCGCCCGCCUUGGCAGAACAUUCCCGCUGCGAGUCCGAGAUCCAGAUCCAUAGCCCGACCGCCGCCGCUGCCGCUGCCCAUGUCCUCGUCGCUGCUUGUAUCGCCGCAUUCCAGGCCGUUGUCCAGCAGCCGGGUGGCUAAGCGCAGUGCCGGGAAUCACAGGCGCGAGUCCAGCCGCGGCGUGCGCACGCGCGAGAUUAUCCUAGCUAACCGAACUCUUACAAAAUCCAGCAGGCCCGAUAACAGGCCGCCACUGACAACUUCAACAUCCGGAUCCUAUACUAAUCCGUUAUUGGCCGGGUCUAGCAACAUCAGCCCUUUGAAGCGCAAGUCGGCUGCGUCGCUGGCGGCAGCAGGUAUGCGGAACCAGAAGCGUGCGAGCAACAGCCAGCUUCGCGCGUCGCACGCGUUACAGCAGCACCAGCAAAAGAACACAAAGCUGUUGGGCGUUUCCGGUGGCAAUGGCCAGUCUCGCCUGACGCCACCGGCGCAAGAACCGCUGCAGCUGCAGAGAACCGCGGAAAAUAAGCGCAAGAAGAGGUACAAGAGCUUGGCGGAGGCGGCCACUGUUGAGGGAUCACGGCUGAUCCUAUCGCUUGGCCGCCUACCCAGUGAGCUAUACAACCGGCACAUCGAGAACAAGCGUAACUCAAUGAGCGCCAUCACAGACAUGUCUACCCAGCUAAUUUCCUCGCGAGAGUCGCGGGUGAGCUCUGGCGCGCGCAUCAGACCGUGGUCUUUUUCAGGGGGAAAGCUACAGACCUUGGAGCAAAACCCCUUGGCUGAAGAGAACCAGCUGCGCUCUGAUAGUGCUGUGGGCAGUGCUGAUUCCGACCUUGUCAAGGUGGCGCCUGCUGUUUCUAAGCGCGUUGCGGCUGCACCUUCGAUUUCAACAUCAACUUCGAAGUCGUCGCGCGCGCGUUAUUAUAACCAGGCGCGUGUUCAUUUGCGCUCGCCGUUGUCCCACGAGGUGUCUCCGCAGCCGCGUCAAUGUAGACGCCGCCGCCGCCAUUUACAGCAGAACGGCCAACAGCAGCGUCGCCCUCAGCAGCUGGAUUCGCAUGUCCAGAUGAGCAAAGCUGCCGAGAAUAACAGUGAUGAGGAUGGGGACAAUGACGGAUGGGUGAAUGAGAGUGAUGUAAUGGAUGCCCAAGGAUUGUCGACACUGACUGUGGACAGGAAUGGCUGGGAGGAUUUGAACGAAGAAGAAGAUUGGGACCCCCUCGUGUAUCUCAAAUCUAGCAGCAGUGACGUGCAAUUGCACGAUAAGCGCGGGCAGUCUGACGGCAACGGCGCCACGCUCGGCACGCUGCUCACUGACCUGGACCACAACGCAUUGGUAUCAGAGUCGGAGCGCUUCAACCUGAUUGUCCGUGGCAGCUCGGAUACCGCCAAAGGACGCGCGCGAGCCAGACCGAUGCGGCAUAAUUAUGCGAGCCACUUUGCCACGGGGGUGCUUGACGGCCGCCAGCACCUGGAGUCCUCCCCGUUAUCCGGCCUGCGCCAGCGGCGGGUUCGGGGCCGGGGCGGAACCGCAAACUCGGAGCCCUCAGUCGGGAAAGCCAGCACCAUUGGCGAGGUAGCGGCAUCAAGCAUCAUUGAUGCUGAGCGCUCGUCCGCUUACAAUGUCACGUCUGAAGACGAAGCAGGUGGUACCACCAGCCAACGGACUCGAGUAUACGUCAGACGUGUGCGCAGUGCACUCCAGCGCAUGCGCGACUAUUUCUUGGCCGAUUUCCGGCCAGCUGGUCCGAUCCUGGAUCUGACCUAUGACCGCCUGUAUUCGCAGGGCGUGCGUGACACGAGCAAUCGGGUGCACACGGACGCCAAUGGAGAGCUGGUUGAGGAUAAUGGUGAUACGCUUCCCCCAUUGCGCCAAAUACUUGGCCGGGUUUUGCCGAGAUCAAUGUCGCGCACGUUCAGCCAAGCCCCUGUGCCGCCGAUCUUGCCUACCGCAUCAACAUCCGUUCCGCUACAGAGGUCUUCACUGACUGAUAAUACGACCUCACCGUACUACUUGCGCGCCAGGUCGGCGACCAGUCCGCGCCCUAUUGAGGACCCCCCUGCGCGGCAGCUGCCACCAAAGGGAUGGCGUCCCUCACUUGCCCAAAUUCUGGCAAACAGCGACACAUCAGAACCAAUUCCGGCAGCAAAUGAAGAGAGCCCUGGCAACAGCAGCGGUAAUGGUGGUGGUAACUGUGACAGUAGCGAUAUGCAGGGGGCAGAUGAUCUAUUGUCUGGCCCCCCUGUGCAGGAAAAAUUCGGACUGUCUUACAAGAGCUCACAACUGGUGCUACCGCCGCGGCCGAUGCCUAUACCGCUGCUGUCUACGAGCAUUGAAAUGUGGCCCAAUAGUCAACCAAAUCCAAGCGACAUUCCACCACCGCCGCGAGCCCCUUGGGCUCGUUCACCCUUGGCGGGCCACUCGCGAUCAGCGAGCCAGCCACUCAAUGCCCAGCGAGCUCAGCAACAACAGCAGCAACAGCAAAAUAUGUACAAUAUGAACCCGGCGCUUUUGUCGGCGGGGUCCUUGACAGGAUCUUUGCCUCCGCCGUUUGGCGGGAGACGCGCCAGCCAUAAAAACUCGCUGCCACAGGCUCGCGCGCGCAUUCCAGCGCGCAUUGUGUCUGAACUCAACUACGUCUCCCGGCGCAGCGCGACUCAAAGCAACUGGCAGCCAUCCAACCAGCCGCGACAGCAACAGCAACAACAGCAGGAUCGGACUUCGCAGGAUUACCCGAUUUCACAGCUCUACAACCUGCUGGAGGAUGAUGACCUGCUCAUGACCGCCAAUUACCAGCGCUUUGCUGUCGAGGCGCAGUCGACGUUUGCGGCUGAUGGGUUCACUGACUACUCGCAAACACCCAUGCUCAACUUCCGCGGCAUCCUCGACCGUGGCAUACAGGACUACGUGCACCCGGGGCUGGUCGGCGAGCUGCCGACGCUAUGGCUGCCAGUCAAAUUUUUGUCUGCAGAUGUCAGCACCACUGUGGAUUCGGAUGAAACCUCGGAGGAUGACGACGAUGACUAUGAGGAUAUUGAAGGUCAAGCGGAUGAUCAGGCGGAUGGCAGCCAACAACAGACAUCAACCAAUGAUGUGCGCCUAAUGGCUCUGUCCGCGCCACAAAGGCUGGUCAGGCGAAUAAUCCGCCAAUUGGGCGCGCGUUCGGCGCACACCGCAGUUGUUGUAGCUGAUGCCAGCACCAACGGCGGCCCUGAUGCCAAGGAGCAGGCCUACUAUGCCAGAGAUCCAGAUUUUGACACGGCGGCUGUAUCUGGUAGCGGGCGCCGAGUCGAGGAGGAACACGAGCAGGCCAUACUGCUGGUUGAUGAGCCGUACUCGGAGCUGCUGGAUGUGCGCUCAGACAAUCGGGACGUCGGUUUGGACGAGAUUGCGGAGAUUGCAAGUCCUCUCCCACAGCAAUGAGCGCUGCUGCCCAUUCGGGAAACAGUGCGCAAAAUCAUAGCGCCGACAGGGAUCGUUUUGGCUAAUUGGGGGUUUUCCCAAUGCGUUGAGCGCUCGUGAAUAUCCUUUUUAUUCUUAAAGUUGGCAAUUUGACAACCUCGAGUUUGUUUUGAUUUUCGCUUUUAAAAAAUUUAAUGAUGACCGUGUUUUGAUUACAAUUGGAAAACGGCCCCAAAUGCAGCAACAUUAUUUU